AUGCAGCUUCCGGAAGUUCAGACCCCCCCAGCACAAAUAAUUCAAAACACAAUUACCAAUAUGCCACAAGAUUCUUAUUCAUAUAUGCCAAAUAACGAUGCAUUACGUAAACAAAUAAGUUAUGUUAGAAAAAAGCAUUUACCUUCACAACCACAAUUAUUACAAGAUAUUGCUAUUCCUAUUAAUUUACGUCAAACAAUUCAUGGGGAGCAAUUUCUGGCUAAAGAUAUUGAAUAUGGUGAAGAAAAAAUAUUAAUUUUCUGUACAGCGUCAAAUCUUCAGCAUUUACAAAAUGCCAACUAUUGGAUAGUAGAUGGCACAUUUAAAACUGUGGUGUUUUUCAGCAUAGAUCGACAAAAUAUAAUUUUCUCGCAAAUUCCAAAAGAG
Messenger RNA from Dentiscutata erythropus, 387 nucleotides. The record is from the annotation of a GenBank genome assembly. Lineage: Eukaryota; Fungi; Glomeromycota; Glomeromycetes; Diversisporales; Gigasporaceae.